AUGCCCCUCCACAUAGCCAACCUCGGCUCCUCCUUCGCCGCCGGCCCUAGCAUCCCGCCAUGCGUAGACGACGCGGCCGGGCGCUCCGGGGCAAACUUCGCAUGUCUAGUAGCCAAACGCGCCGGCGCCCAGCUUACGGACUUAACGGUCUCCGGCGCCGUCCUGCCUAACAUAACAACAGAGCCCCAAGAUCGCGGCGGCUGCCUAUUCCCGCCGCAGAUCGAAGGGUUGCCCGCGGACGCGGACGUGGUGUUUGUGCUCGGCGGCGGCAACGACAUCGGGUACAUCGGGGGGCUAUUCGAGGACACGCUCAGCGCGUCCUGGCUAGGCGCCUUCGUCAUGCGCGUGCGCGGGACAGGCGGAGCGCCCCUCGCCACCACCGUCCUCGACGUUGCGGGGCUGGCGGCCAGGUACGGCGGGGUCCUAGAUGCGAUCCACGAGAAGGCGCCCAAGGCCAAGGUCCUAGUGGUCGAGUACCUAACGAUGCUAGGGACGCACACGCGAGCGGACACAGACGUGCCCUUCGGCGAGGAGAGAGUCGCGCACCACCGUGCCGUAUGCCAGCGGCUGCUAGAAGCGACUGCUUUGGCGGUCGAAGGCCGCGAGGCUUGGGCCGAGGUGGUUCCUGUGGGCGCGGCAAGCGAGGACCAUGCGAUCGGGGCCCCGGAACCCUGGGUCUCGGGGUUCACGUGGAAGCUGUUCUACGCGGGCGGCGCGUAUCAUCCGCGGGCCGAGGGCAUGAAGGCCGUUGCCGAUAUACUGUAUAAGAAGCUAGUCGACCUGGGGAUAGUGGACGACGGCGAGCUAUGA
This is a messenger RNA of Daldinia childiae, 810 nucleotides long. Its product is annotated as putative lipase 2 protein. Lineage: Eukaryota; Fungi; Ascomycota; Sordariomycetes; Xylariales; Hypoxylaceae. Gene Ontology annotation, biological process: triglyceride catabolic process. Bases 1 to 810 code for a protein of 269 amino acids. The record is from RefSeq and is a predicted model, not a curated record. Gene Ontology annotation, molecular function: triacylglycerol lipase activity. The transcript has a single exon.